AUGCGGUCUUCGGCGGCGAGAUCGCUCGCUAGGGUUGUGGGUGCGAACAGUCGCAGCAGCAAUCAUGCCGCAAGCCGAGCGAUUGCAACGGCGGCGGCGGUGGUGCGACGGGUGGCAGGCGAUGCGGGUGCGGAUAAGGGCAAGGCGAGGCAACGAGCGUCGUUUCAGACCAGUGCAUUACUCUGCCGUACACUCCACACCGCUUCUGCCUCCCUCAAUGCUGCUUCGUCCGCCUCCAAACGGUCGCCUGGCACUGGCACGCCAUCGUCGUCGUCCUCCUCCUCAAUGCCACCCGGCCCCGCACCCUCUCCUUCCUCGGCGUUCAGCUAUCCACCAUCGUCGUUCGCAGGACUGGGAACGACCCAGCUUUCUCCGGACAUCAUGCUGCGCUGCACGAUCUUCGACUCGACCGGCUCGGCGACGUCUACGUCGGGCGUGUUCAAGAAGUCGCGGCUCUGCUCGGUCCACGGGCUGGAGCCGCGCGAUCUGCGCAAGAUCGACUCGCGCGUUCCCAACCUGGUACCGACGAUCCUGGCGCGACGCGGUGGGAUCCUGGUCAACAUCCUCCACAUCCGCGCCAUGAUCAAGAAGGACAAGGUGCUGCUCUUCGACAGCUACGGCUCGACCGACUCGCAGCUCCACUCGGCGUUUGUAUACAAUCUGCAGCACAACCUGCGGCCGCACUCGAGCAACGGCGGGCUGGCAUACGAGUUUAGGGCGCUGGAGAGCAUCCUUGUGUCGGUGCUCGAUGCUUUGCGGAUCGAGCUCGGGGUGGUGCGUGGGUGGACGAGCGGGGUGUUAGAGGAGCUGGAUGAUGAUGUGGAUCGGGAGAAGCUGCGGACGCUGUUGCAGGUGAGUCGCAAGCUGAAUGCGUUCUUGAGUCGCGGCAAGGCGGUCAAGAACGCGGUCGUGGAGGUAUUGGAGAACGAGGAGGAUAUGCAGUUGAUGUAUCUGUCGGAUAAGCCACCCGCUGCGUCGAGCGGCACUGGCAGCAACUCGAGCUCGGGCUCCGCAUCCCCCAACUCGUCGACCGCGGCGGGCAGCGCGAAACCGUCCACCUCCCCCUCCAACGCCACCCCGGACACCGCCUCUGCUGCUGCCACGGACGCAUCAGACCCCACGCCGGCAAUGGACGAGCUCGAACUGCUCCUGGAAUCGUUCGACAAGCAAGUCGAAGAAGUCGUCGCCGAGACGACGCAGCUCCACUCGGACAUCACCAACACGCAGGAAGUGGUCGAGCUCAUCCUCGACAACAACCGAAACAAGCUGCUGGCGCUGGACCUGCGAACCUCGAUCGCCACCAUGGGCAUCAGCGCCGGCACGCUCUGGGCGGGUCUGUUCGGGAUGAACCUCAAGAGCCACAUGGAGGAGCUCGACUGGGCGUUUGCGGGCGUCAGCGGCGUUGCGUUUGGCGCGGUGUGUUUGACCGCGGGCAUUGGGUUGAGGAGGUUGGAGCGGCUGAGGAGGGUGGGGCUAGGAAUGGGGAAGAAGGUGGAGCGGCGGAAGGCGGCGGCGGGGUGGUUGGGCAUGUGGAGAGGGAAGAAGGGGGAGCAGGCGAUGCAGGCGCCGAGUUUGGGGGUGGGGUUGGGCGGGAUGCCAACGCCCGGUUACGUGCCUGCAUAUCAGGCGUAUCAUCCGUCAGCGUACUCGGGUGAUAGUCAAGCUCAGGCUUUCGACCAUGCGCAGCAGCAGCAGCAGCAGCAGCACGCAGCUUCGUGGUGGUCCAACCCUGCCCUUUCCUCUCAAGCCACGCCUCCACCGCCAUCGCCAGCACCAGCAGCGGCGGGGGCGGCGGCGGCGGAGGCGAACAGCUCGAUCUACAACCACGGUCACACAUCUGUACCGCCCCCGCACUCACCAGCAGCAACAGGGGUCGCUGCAGCGGGGCGUGGAGUGGACGACCCGUACACACCACCACCGGCUGGCGCGGCAGCGGAGACAGCAGGAAGAGCAGGGCUCGGACUCGGUCUAGGCUCCAAAUGGGACUCGUCUUCGUUUUCGUUUAGCAAUGGCUCCGGCUCCGGCUCCAGUGGCGGCGGAGGUGCAUCGGGAGCAGCAGGCGCAGGGUCAGCCAAGAAGCGUCGCAAGCCGUAG
Messenger RNA from Sporisorium graminicola, 2094 nucleotides. RefSeq lists its product as uncharacterized. Gene Ontology annotation, cellular component: mitochondrial inner membrane. Lineage: Eukaryota; Fungi; Basidiomycota; Ustilaginomycetes; Ustilaginales; Ustilaginaceae. The record is from RefSeq and is a predicted model, not a curated record. The transcript has a single exon. Gene Ontology annotation, biological process: mitochondrial magnesium ion transmembrane transport. Gene Ontology annotation, molecular function: magnesium ion transmembrane transporter activity. Bases 1 to 2094 code for a protein of 697 amino acids.